Dipodomys spectabilis (banner-tailed kangaroo rat) is the source of this 4545-nucleotide messenger RNA. RefSeq lists its product as uncharacterized. Lineage: Eukaryota; Metazoa; Chordata; Mammalia; Rodentia; Heteromyidae. Gene Ontology annotation, biological process: proteolysis; DNA integration; virion assembly. Gene Ontology annotation, molecular function: aspartic-type endopeptidase activity; RNA-DNA hybrid ribonuclease activity; nucleic acid binding. The record is from RefSeq and is a predicted model, not a curated record.
AUGUACCAUAAUAUUAAAGAGAGCUUGGUCAGAUGUGAAAAAUACACGCAGCUUGGUUAUGGAGACAGACCUGAGCUCUCAAAAUUGUCCUUAGCAGUAGCUACAGCAGCUGCUACCAUUGCCACCUCAUCAACAAAUACAGCCCAGAACACAGUCACCAAAAGUGGUGUGUGUGCAGAUUAUAGUCACCACCAGCAAAAACUGACAAGGAGCAAACAUCUUCAUCCUGCUCACCACAGACAUUUGCAGACCAUAGAUGGCCUGGAAACCCAUGGAAAGAUAACGCCCACAAAUGCCAGACCCUCUGCCGCCUUAUCCCCAGCCUGCUCCAGUGGAAGAACACGGAGGGCUGCUAGGGGCUCCCUUACCCCACCUGUUCCCUCACCCGACUCCACUGAGCCAUCAGUGCCCAGAGCGCCCUCGCCACCUCCCAGCAGCUGCCUGCACCUCCGCCUUGAUCGGGACGGAGAAAGCAAAGGAGUCUGGACGGCUCAUGCCUUCCCUCUCCUGACAGUGGCCAGCCAAGUUCAGUAUUGGCCUUUUUCUGCUUCAGACUUAUAUAAUUGGAAAACCCAUAACCCACCCUUUUCCCAAGACCCUCAAGCCCUGAGGGGCUUGAUUGAAUCCAUCUUGCUAACCCACCAGCCCACCUGGGACGAUUGUCAGCAACUCUUACAGACCCUCCUUACUACAGACGAACGCCAGCGGGUGUUCCUAGAGGCUCGUAAAAAUGUUCCAGGACAAGAUGACAGACCAACACAGUUGCCAAAUGAGAUCGAUGAAGUGUUCCCUUUGACUCGCCCUAACUGGGACUUCAACACUGUUGCUGGUAGGAAGCGGCUCUGUCUUUAUUGCCAGGUUCUGUUGGCGGGUCUCAAAGGGGCAGGAAGUUGCCCCACUAAUUUGGCCAAGGUACGUGCGAUAGUGCAAGGUUCUGAGGAAAUGCCUGUGGGAUUUUUAGAAAGACUAAUGGAAGGGUACCGUAAUUAUACACCCUUUUACCCCUCUGCUGCAGACAGACAAUCCGAUGUCAUUAAGUCAUUUAUCGGGCAGUCGGCCACGGACAUUUGGACUAAGCUGCAGCGGUUGGAGGGGCUUCAGGGUACUAAAACGUCCUGGGUACAUGGAGCCACUGGAGGAAAACUGUAUCGGUGGACGACCGAGCAAAAAGUACAUCUCGGAACAGGGCUGGUCACACACUUGUUUCUCCUGGUCCCAGACUGCCCCUAUCCAUUGUUGGGGAGAGACCUCCUCUCAAAGGUAGGAGCCCAGAUCCAUUUUCAAGAAAAAGGGGCCUCUGUUAGGGGUCCCCAAGGACAGCCUCUCCAGGUCCUAACUUUAUGCCUGGAAGAUGAACAUCAUUUACAUGAAAGCCCCCAGUGGCCGAUCGACCCCCAGUGGUUGUCAGAUUUUCCCCAGGCUUGGGCGGAGAUGGCAGGAAUAGGGUUGGCUGCAAACCAGCCUCCUCUGGUCAUCGGACUUAAGGCCUCGGCUGUCCCGGUGAUGAUACGUCAGUAUCCACUAAGCAGGGAAGCUAAAAAUGGAAUUAGGCCACAAAUACAAAGACUGUUACAAUUGGGUAUCCUAAAACCCUACCAAUUCCCAUGGAACACUCCCUUAUUACCCGCCAAAAAACCCAGAAGGGGAGACUACCAUCCGGCGCAAGACUUGAGAGAAGUAAACCGGAGGGCUUAGGAGAUACAUCCUACAGUGCCUAACCCCUACAACUUGCUGAGUACGCUGCCUCCAAGUCGCACAUGGUAUACAGUGCUAGAUUUAAAGGAUGCCUUCUUUUGCAUGAGACUGAGCCCUCACAGUCAGCCGAUCUUCGCCUUUGAAUGGAGAGAUCCAGAGUCGGGUUUCUCAGGACAGCUCACCUGGACGAGAUUGCUGCAGGGAUUCAAAAACUGCCCGACCCUGUUUGAUGAGUCUCUACACCAGGACCUGGCUGAUUUCAGAGUCAACCUUCCCAAAUUCACCCUUCUACAGUAUGUAGAUGAUCUACUUCUAGCAGAUGAGACUGGAGAUGAUCAUCUAAAAGGUACUUGGGCCCUUUUAAAGAGACUGGGGGAGUUAGGGUAUAGAGCCUCAGCCAACAAGGCCCAAAUCUGUAUCCAACAAGUAACCUAUCUAGGCUACAAGCUAAAAGGAGGGCAGAGGUGGCUAACAGAGAGCUGCAAACAAGCCAUCACCCAGAUCCCUCUGCCCACAAGUGCUCGAACACUGAGGGAGUUCUUAGGGAGUGCUGGAUUUUGUUGCUUGUGGAUACCAGGGUUCGCUGAACUGACAGCUCCUCUGUACCCUCUUACCAAGGCUAAUACCCCAUUCCGAUGGGAAAAGGAACAACAACAGGCUUUUGAUCAAAUUAAAAAGGCCUUAUUGUCAGCUCCGGCCUUGGGCCUUCCGGAUGUGACCAAGCCCUUCACUCUAUAUGUGGAUGAGUGACAAAGAAUUGCAAAAGGAGUCCUGACCCAUAAAUUAGGGCCCUGGAAAAGACCAGUGGCCUAUUUCUCAAAAAUUGUGGCAGCUGGAUGGCCCCUAUGUCUUCCUAUUAUUGCAGCUGUGGCCGUGUUGGUAAAAGACUCUGAUAAGCUAACCUUGGGACAGCCCUUAACUGUGACGGCCCCCCAUGCUAUAGAGACAGUUAUUCGCCAGCCCCCUGACUGCUGGCUUUCAAAUGCCCGGAUCACUCAUUACCAAACAAUGCUAUUAAAUCCCGACCGAAUUCAGUUCGGGGCCCCACGCUCUCUCAACCCAGCAACCCUACUCCCGGACUCAGAUUCCCACCUCACCAUCGAACAUAAUUGCCAUCAAAUCCUGGCAGAGAUGCACGGAACCCAUGAGGACUUAACUGACUAGCCCCUACUGGACGCUAAACACACCUGGUAUACGGAUGGGAGCAGUUUCCUACAUAAUGGUGAGCGAAAAGCGGGGGUGGCAGUGGUGGAUGGGACCAUGGUCAUCUGGGCAUCGACCCUAGAGCCCGGAACAUCAGCGCAGAGGGCUGAACUCAUUGCCCUGACACAGGCGUUGACAAAGGCCCGGGAAAAGAAAGUUAAUAUCUACACAGACAGUCGGUAUGCCUUUGCUACGCAUGUCCAUGGAGAGAUCUAUAGGAGGCGAGGUCUGUUGACUUCAGCAGGAAAAGACAUUAAAAACAAAAAGAAAAUCUUAGACCUCUUACAAGCCCUUUUCCUGCCUAAAAAGGUAAGCAUCAUCCAUUGCCCAGGCCACCAAGUGGGGAGGGACCCUGUAGCGGCAGGAAACAGGAUGGCAGAUGAAACUGCUAAGGCAGCGGCCUUACAGAACCAAACCUUUGCUUUAGUCACAUCACAAGAAUGGCAGCCAAAAAAAAAAAAAACCUCUCUUCCAGAUGCGAAAAGGCUGGUCACCCACUUACACAGAUGGAGUCACUUGGGGUACAAAAAGUUGGAGACUAUGCUACAGAGAGAGGAACAGUUUCAUUACAUUCCAGAUCUGUCAAACAUAAUUAAACAGGUUAUAGACUCUUGUGUUCCCUGUGCCAAGGUUAAUGCAGGCCGAUUCCAAGCACCCGCUGGAGUCAGGAUGAGAGGCGAAUGGACCGGCACCAAUAGGGAGGUCGAUUUCACCAAAAUCAAGUCUGGCAAGUAUGGGGCUAAAUAUCUCCUAGUCUUUGUAGAUACCUUCUCUGGCUGGACGCAAGCCUUCCCCACAAAACCAGAGACAGCACAAGUAGUAGUCAAAAAGAUUUUGGAAGAGAUUUUUCCUCGAUUUGGGCUCCCUAAGGUAAUAGGGUCAGAUAAUGGCCCUGCUUUCGUCUCCCAGGUAAGUCAGAUGGUGGCCACGCUUUUGGGGAUAGAUUGGAAAUUACAUUGUGCUUAUAGACCCCAAAGUUCAGGACAGGUAGACCGGAUGUAUAGAACAAUCAAAGAGACCCUAACUAAAUUAGCCUUAGAAACUGGCACUAAAGAUUGGGUCCAACUCCUCCCCAUGGCUUUGUUUCGAGCUCGGAACACUCCAGCAAGCCAUGGACUGACCCCCUAUGAAAUCCUAUAUGGGGGGCCCCCUCCCAUAGCGGACUUCCUUGACCCUGCCAUUGAUUCUUUUGCAAAUACCCAAAGGUUACAGGCGCGGCUGCAAGCUCUGCAACUCAUCCAGAGACAAGUGUGGAAGCCUUUGGCCUUUGCCUACAGCACAGAGAGCUCCACUGUCGCACAUCCUUUCCAGAUUGGCGACGAGGUGUAUGUGAGGAGGCACCAAUCCAAGACCCUCGAAACAUGGUGGAAGGGCCCGUACAUUGUGCUGCUGACCACACCCACUGUGCUAAAGGUAGACAGAAUCGCCGCCUGGAUCCACGCCUCCCAAGUCAAGCGAAUGCCGCCUGAAGACAAAAAGAACCCCCCCCCCAGAGCCACUGAAAUGGAAGGUGCAGCGCACUCAAAACGCUCUCAAGAUAAGACUCUUAAAAACUGUUUAAUAUUCCUUGUUACUAUAAUUUUAAAAGCAGUGGAGGGACAAAAAGUCCACCCCCUGGGUGGGCACAAACCCACACUCUCUCUAUAA